AUGCACAAACUGGAUUUGGCUAAUUUUCCUGUUACCGAAACCCUCAAGAUGCUUGCCUCGCUGUUGGAAAAGAUUACGAGCGCCAAUGACCAACUGAAAUCGUCGCAUAGCGUUAGCCAUUCUGAAACGUCUUCGUCUUCUUCAACGGCAGUUACCACCACCCCGUCUUUUACGCUCUAUUUUGAUCGGAUGUCAAAGAAUGCCUCUGCAUCGAACUCGGGGAAAAGGUUUUCCAUCGACUCUUUCAACAUUCAUCGUCUGAUAAUUGCCGGCAUCAUGGUGUCCUCCAAAUUCUUUUCCGACGUAUUCUUCACAAACUCGAGAUACGCAAAGGUGGGAGGGCUACCGGUUUCGGAAUUGAAUCAGCUCGAAUUAGAAUUUCUUAUACUGAAUGACUUUCGUCUAGCAAUUACGGUGGAUGAACUUCAACGUUAUGGCGAUCAAUUACUCAAACAUUGGACAAUGGAAGAGGGAUCGAGACAAGGUGGGAGCAUAUACGAAAAUAUGCGAUAUCCAAAUGGGAUUGGCGUCAAUAGAUGGGAUUCAGGAAUGGAUAAAAACAAUGCACAAUAUAAACGAACGCGGCGUUUGCAUUCUAUUGAUGACUCAAACACAAGCAAAGGAGGGGGAUCGAAAGCAAUAAAAGAAGAAGAGCAAUCGGAGAAUUAUCGUAGUCAUAGAAGAGAGAAUAGUUUUUCUUCAACAAGAUCGUUGAACAUUCCAUAUCAAUCUUCAUUAACAUCAUCUCCUCAACAAUAUUCGACACACUUGUCUAAAACACCACCACCAGGAUCAUCACCUUCCACAUUUACAUCCACUUUAGGUGGACCACAUCCUCCCUCAAUAAAUGGCUCACCUAUGAACUCUCCAUUCACACACCAUCCACAUUACCACCAUUUACACAAACAAUAUCCUCACCACCAAUCACAGCAUCAUCGUUCGGUGAGCUUAGGUUCUACCAUAAAACGUGCUAAUAGCAGCGGUUCUUUACUGAGUAGAGCGCGGGAUUUGUCAGAGGAUCUGCAUCAAUAUCAUCAAAGACAUUCAUCCCCUAAGCCAAUGAAUCCCGAAGAACAUGUUUAUCGAAAUGCAGCACCCUCUCCUUAUUACCCUGGAACAUCAAUACCAUCGUCAUCAAUAUCUUCUAAUGGUAGAGGUGGUCCGCAAAAUUUGGUAACCCCAUCGCCCACUCAUAAGAUUACGAAUCUUAUGAGGCGAAUGUCCCACGAUUCACCUGCAAAUUUAUUCCAAUAUCCAACACCGUCUGCUUAUCAUUAUACGGCAUACCCACCUCCAUCAACACAGUCGCUGCCCACCACGCCGGUCUCAACCUUACCACCUCCGUCCUCGAGCAUAUCAUUUAAUCCUGCCGCUAUUGGUAGUGUCACAAAUUCUGCUGCAGUUGCCGCAUUGGGUUACGCUCGUAGAGCGUCACUCGUCUUACCACCGUUGCCUCGUCACCUCGGACUUCACAAUAAUGUAUCUUCAUCGAUAUCAACGGUUGCUCCUGAAAAUAUAGGAGGUUCUGGUUUGGUGAGACGUGGAUCCAUUCCCUCGUGGAAUGGAUGUAGUCUUUCGAAUGGUGGGAAUGGUAAUGGUGGGAAUGGACCUUCAUCAUUAUUAUCCUCAGUAUCUACCAAUCCUGUGAAUGGAAGUGGUUCUCCAUCCACCGAGCUCACGAGAAAAGGCAGUUGGGUGAUGGUUACCAAUCAUUCUCAAUCAAAUAAUUCAAGUAUUGGACAGCAUAAUAUCAAUAAUCAUGUGCAUCAACUUAAUCAUCAACAUAAUAAUCACAACUAUCACGCUCAUCAGCACAUCCAACGCCAGCAGAAUCACGGAUCCGGCAAUAAAUCUAGAUCAUCCUCAUCUGAUUCUAGCCAUUCUUCAUCGACUACAGGUUCGGCUUCAGACACUUCUGGAAGUCCUUCGAUCGCGGUUUCACGUGGAGCAACGAACGAUGGUGAAAAUCGAAGUAUCGAUGGUACAAAUAAAACUCUCGAUAAUUAA
Molecule: messenger RNA, 2007 nt
Organism: Acaulospora colombiana
Lineage: Eukaryota; Fungi; Glomeromycota; Glomeromycetes; Diversisporales; Acaulosporaceae
Source: the annotation of a GenBank genome assembly